UAUAUCGUGACUGUGACCGUGUUGAAAGACAUUCUACUAUGAAUUGCUCACAUUAAAAACUUAAUAUCUUCUUCGGUGGUGGUAGUGCUGAGAACUUAAAUGUGCCACUGUUCUUAGAUCGUAGUGUUUGUUCAGCAUUACUAGUGGUACCAACGCAAGUACUAACAGUGUUAUUAGGUACCGUUACCCAGUGAUGGCAGAUCAUCUGUACAUUAUUAGGCUUAGGCUGUCGGUCGCCCACAACCUAAUCACCGUCAUGGCUGGCUCCGUGUGAAGUGGUAGCGAGUGCUCACGAAAGGGGAGCAAGGUAGGGGUGUCCGACGGUCAUGAUUUUGCACUUGGCUCGCCUGGCUUCCUAUGAUAACGGGGUUGGUUACUAAGAUGUCAAAUACUCAGGAUUCUCCAAGACGAAUCGAAGAAAGAACGAGCACACCAUCAUCCCCAACACCUUUAGCCAAUACUACUACUACUACCGUAACUUCCGAUACCGGAAGUAAUAACACAAUACCCUGUAAUAUCAUAGGGGCCAUUGUUAACCGAUCUCAACACAGAGUAUCACUUGAUUUCACAGGAAGCGCCACAAAUGAUGUAAGUAGUGAGAAACAAACUUCUGGUAGUCCUCAACAGCAAAAUGGUGGCGUCGGAGCUCAAGCUCAGGAAAAGAUCAUCACGUCUGGAACAGCUUCUCCAUCCAGUAGCACCGCUCGUAGUGGAAGUGUUGUUCUUCCAAAUCCGGGAACUUUUAGUCAACGUAGCGUUAGUUUGGUUAGUAUUGAAAAAACGGAUACUCAUAGCAGAAUGGUGGAAACACCAUCCACGGCGGACGCUCCUUGCACGAGCUUCAAUACGACCUACAGGAAGGGUAGUUAUAAGAAUGAUUCAAUUGGAGGGACCAGCAGCGACAGCAGCGCCACUUAUAUGCGAAACAACAGAGCGAUCUCCAGUAAAAAGAAAUCAUUAGAAGAAACAGAAAGUCCCAUGACAAACGGCACUGGCCGGGAAAAAGACCCUAAAAGGUGCUGCUUAUGUUGGUGCUGUUGUUGUAGUUGUUCGUGCCUCGCAGUAAAAAAUCAUGACGCGUCGUCCAGGAUUAAAGACAACAAACAGCUAAGUUCACUAGACCAGUAUUUCAAAGAAGAUGGAGAACCUCCACCAUCUUUGGAAGAAAUUCGUUCUUGGGGAGAGUCAUUUGAUAAACUUAUGAAAUGUCCAGCGGGUCGAAAGGUGUUUAGAGAUUUUUUAAAAUGUGAAUACAGUGAAGAGAAUAUUUUGUUUUGGCUCGCUUGCGAAGACUUGAAGACAGAGACCAACCCUGAAGUGAUAGAAGAGAAAGCGAGACUGAUAUACGAAGACUACAUAUCUAUCCUUUCACCAAAGGAGGUGAGCCUGGAUUCAAGAGUUCGAGAAAUCAUCAAUAGAAACAUGGUAGAACCCACGCCUCACACCUUUGACGAAGCUCAACUCCAGAUCUACACCCUCAUGCACAGAGAUUCUUACCCUCGUUUUGUGAAUUCUCUAAUGUACAGAAAACUCGCACAUCUACCUGUACCUAGUCGAAAAGGAAGUGUUGCUUAGAAGGCUCUAUUAUGUCAGAAUACUUGCUUAUGUUCUCUAGUAUUCUUUUUACGAAAGCAGUUAAUAAGAUAAAGAAAUACUUAAUUUUUGUUCUUUGCCUCGCAUGUAGUUAAGCACAUCUGUGAUUCGUCGUGAACGUUCUUGUUUUCUUCAGUAGUUUAAAAUAUAAACAUUCAGCUCAAUUGUCUCCACAUCAAGUAAUAUAAGACUGGUGACAUAUAGGAGGCUUAGUGAAACCAUACCUCUUUGUUUAUUAUUGGUAACGAUGGACCAAUGUGAUGCUGUAUUAGUACCUGAAGACAUAUUCCUGCAAACGUUUACUAUAUAUAUAUAUAUCUGUGUGUGUGUGUAUGUGUGUGUUUGUUUACCGGGACGACUACAAUCCAACUUAAAAACUUGUACGUUCGAUGUCCUGGAUUUGGAAUUAAACUUCUGCUGCAAUCUUUGUUUUCAGUGCUUGUCCCUGAGCAAAACUUUUCUGGAGAUAUUCCGCUUGUUUUGUCUAAAGGUAUCUUUCUUCUAUAAAGAAUAAGAUGACUUGUUUUUCAUUCCCAAUUUUCAGAUGGUAACCAGUUUUCGUUUUUCAUGUGUUACCAAGAAUAUUUGAAAAAUGACCAUGUUUAUCUUGUUGUAGAAUAGUUUGUAAAGUGUCAUUUCUACCGAUUAUUGUUCCAAUGUUAAUCAAUGUAUUUAUGGAAUAUUCUGCUUGUAUAUUGCAGCAGUAAUUUUCAUUACAAGUUCAUUCGCGCGUUAAAAGAAGUACCCUUUAAGCUUAAUAUCAUAAGUUCAAUUCAGUCCAUUACGUGCAUGCAAAGUACGUUGAGGCAAAGUGUCUAAUGAGAAAUCAUGAUGUAAAAUAUAUAUAAUUUGUUAGUUACAGAUUUAUAUGCACAAGUCUAAUCUGUUUUGUUUUUAAUGUUGUUGUUUGUUUUUUCAUCUUUAGUUGUUGGAGUUGCGGUACAUAAACUGUUAAAAUAAUAAUAUUGCUUUAUGAAAUCUAGUAGCGCUAUAGUUUAUAUUCUUACACACGAGUGCAAUUUGUUUUUGUUAUUACAAACAAGAAAAAGAAACGUCGUAAAAAAAAAACAUCAAUUUAGAUUUAUUGCUCUAUUUAUAAAGGGUAAUGAGACGUUACAACAAGAUAGCUAGCUUAUUCUUUCAGUAUCUUAGUGACUAGUUUCAUACACUGCAAGUUUCUGAGUUAAUUAUCAAUAGAUAAUUUUAAAAAAAGGAUAUCGUUUAAAGAAUAUCCGAAAAAAAAAUCAAUGUCCAGUCAACAUACAGUUAAUCAUCUGUACUUUAAGUUUCGAACUUUUCACUUUUUAAUACGUAAUGUUUUGGCAUUAGUCUGAAAUAAAAUUUUUAUUAGGUGGUAUUACCUCACUGACUGAAAACUGCAAAAAUUAAACUACACCAGGAAUCCUUUUGAAUUGGCAAACGGUUCAGCUGAAGGUGAUAUCAGAAAAUAAAUAAAUCGCACUUCUUACAAAUGUUUUACCUUAUAAAUACCACAACAAGCAUCGAUAAUUUACGUCAGAUAUCACAGAUUUUGUAUAUUUGAUUUUACAGUUUUUAAAGGUUUACUUUAUGACAUUUCACGAUGUUUGUUCCAACUUCACUUGAAAUCCCUCUACUGCGAAGUUAUCAUCAGAUUGUCACUGCUUACCGUUUUUUGGAGAAGAUAAGGCAUCUCAUGCUGUUUGAAGGCGUUUCGCUAAUAAUAAAUUACUUGAAACCUGAAUGGUACUUUUUACAAAACCAAAAAAAAAAAAACGUUUUUGCAUUACUCACAUAAAGUGUUUUUUUAUUACUCUAUUUCACAGUAUGCAAAAUAUAGAUAGUAAUGCUGAUUAGAGACUUUGUGAGGAUUUAGAUGAAUGAAAACACGCCCAUAAAUAUAUUUAGGAAAUACAUGCAAAUCAUUGUUCAUUAACAAUCAUUCCUAUUGGAGAGUGAAAAGUGGACCAACCCAAAUAUAUUGUCGUAAUGUGUAUGAAAACAUUAGAAAGUCAUACUUCCUUGGCUUAUAUAAUGAAAUAUUUUUAAUGUAGUUUGGAGUAAUCAACCACAGUCAGAAGAUGAAAAAAAAAAUUAAGCGACUACAACUGGUCUUAGAUAAAUAAAAAUUGCUUCAUUGUUAAGUAAUUUUAGUUUCUUUGUUUUCCAAGGAUGCAAAUGAGUUUGGAAUCAAAAACCGUUUCGGUCUUUAACGUUUCGCACAAAUAAGCAAUUACAUCUGGAAAUUUGUUUUCUAGACUUUAAUAUUGUUGCCAAAUAUCCAUAUAUUUAAUAUCAUGUUUUUUUAUGUUUCUUAUAUUUCAAGAUAUCUGUAUAUGGCUGCAGAAUACAAUGAGUUUGUAGUAGACAUACAAUUCAACGUAUCGUUUUGUUAGUUUACGCUCAUUUUAGUUUUACUCGGAUCACAAAAUAAAAUCAAAAUCUUCACUAGUGUAGUUGCGGCGCGGAUGUCAAAGUUAUACCACUUAAUAUUUAUUAUAAUUAUUAUCUAUCAAGCUUAUUAUUAGAAUGCUGCGUUUACCAGACCCUAAACGCAUUCUAAAACAUCUAAAAUUUAUGCAGUGUCUGUGUUAUAAAAUUGAUGAUAUCCGGGGCUUGGUGUGUAUUUAUUAUUAAAGUUUAUCACCUACAUAAUGUCAUUUGUAUUCAUGAGUCAGCUCUCGACUUGCAUGAAUUAUUUUUUUGAUCUAGAGGUUAGAAUGAAAUUGUUCUUCGUAGUUCGUACAGAAUAUACUACAGAAUAUAUAAUGUAGCUUAGGUAUUUAAAAAAAAAAACGGCCUCUAGCAUGAAACUUUAUUUCAUAUUUUGUAAUGUGUUUAUGAACUUCAUAAAAUAGUUUAACAUUAGCCGAAACAUCAAUUAACAUUUUAAACUUAGUCUUUUUCCUAUAUUGAAAGUAUUACUGCUGUUAACCUGAUGUCUAUAUCUAUACCUUGUUUGUAUAUAAAAUAUGCAUUAUUUCUAAGCUUGCAGAUCUCCCGAAUUAACCAAUUAUGAACGAACACUUUUUGCCAUAUGUAAAAGGAAUCGUAUGAAAACACUUACAUGGAUAUAUAACUAGACACUUAUUUCUAGCUGUAAAAAUUUUUUCUUCACGGUUUCAUAACUCGGUACUUCUUUCUGUCAUUAAAAGGCUUUGUGUGUUCGUUAACUCAUUUAUAUCUGUCGUUAUACAUGAUGACGAUAAACAGAAUAAUUAGACAAUUUUUGUCAUCAUCAGACGAUGUGACAAUGUUAUAUCAAACUGCAUAAUUUUUAUGUUUUCUUUCCAUCAUCAGACAAUUUGACACUGUUAUAUCAAAACACAAAUUUUUCUUACCAUCAUCAGGUGAUUUGAUCUUGCCAUACCAAAUCACACAAGUUUUGUUUUCUUCCCAUCAUUAGACGAUUAACGUUGCUAUAAAUAGACAUUAUCAUUUCUGUCUUCUGCCACUAGCUCUAACCUUGUGAUUUCAUCUGUUUAUGCCCCCUGGUGGCUCAACUUAUUAUAACGCUAAAAUUCGGGUUUCGAUAACCGCGAUGAGCACAGC
Messenger RNA from Limulus polyphemus (Atlantic horseshoe crab), 5124 nucleotides. Its product is annotated as regulator of G-protein signaling 20-like. The coding region runs from base 358 to 1575 and encodes 405 amino acids. NCBI's taxonomy places the organism in Eukaryota, Metazoa, Arthropoda, Merostomata, Xiphosura, Limulidae. The transcript is spliced from 6 exons. The record is from RefSeq and is a predicted model, not a curated record.